Molecule: messenger RNA, 5225 nt
Organism: Spirometra erinaceieuropaei
Lineage: Eukaryota; Metazoa; Platyhelminthes; Cestoda; Diphyllobothriidea; Diphyllobothriidae
Source: the annotation of a GenBank genome assembly
AUGUCGCGGAGUGACAAUAUAGUCAAGGUAUCAGUUGACUUCUACGGUUCUCUCUGCUAUAGCAGGGAUGAGCUCCCCGAGGAUGAUACUCGUGAGAAUUUUGAAUCUUAUACGAGUGAUGUUCUUGCAAACCGCACAGGCUGCGUUUUUCGUCGCUCGACGGUGACUUUGAGGGCCUGAAUCGAGUAGUGAUUGACUGACAUUAAUAUGACUCAUCUUUAGAGAUCGGUGUUAGAAGUCCUGUACUUACUGGUGUUCAGGUCAUAACUCAUCCAGCCGACUUCGAGGCUGUUCCUGAUGCAGUUACUUUGGCUCCCCGGUUGAGCGUCAUGCACAGUGGAUAUCUCAUGAGAUAUUAACCGAAAUUCUGAGGUAUGUUUUCAAUUCCAAAAGCUUACGUAAGUAGGGUUGUCGUACCGAUUAUUGUGACUGAAAAUUGUAAGAUAUUCCAGUCACACCAGGAUGCCGGCUUUCGAAUGAGCUUCCUAUCAACUAUAUCCUGUAAAAAAUGACUACUCAAGUAGCAUAAGCCAUUUCCAUUGAUUUUUGGCACCCUUUUGAGCCAAGCGAAAACAUGCGCAAAAAUACCUUUACUUACUUGGUAGCAAAUUGUCUUCUUAAAAUUUUAUACUUUAGGAAAGAGUAUAUUUCGGUUGCAAAAACAGCAAUUUCCGAAUAAUUUUAAACCUGACCAUUACAGGCUGUCUGUCCUCCCCUGUCUAUCCUGAUCGAAACCGACAGGACAACGAGCCCGUGGCUCAGUGGUUAGAGGCGUUGGACUUCUGACUAACAGGUCGCAUGAUCGAGCCCCAGGUGUUCCACGCCUCAGGGUUGGGUAUGACUGGCUGACGACGGCAAAUAAGCCAGAAAUGACCAUUCCAGUCUCCAUUGAUUUUGUCGGUAAUAACAUUCUGCCUAUAAUAUGCGCCGCUGUGCGGCUGCUGGUUGGGCUCGAGAGAGAGCCCGUAAGGCACAACGGAACGAGUGAGUUCCGUAAGAACGAUCGGUGAGCGCCCCACUACCAAUCACGUUUAUAUAUUCUGUCGAGAAAGCGUCAUAUAGGGCCUGUAAAAUUUUGUAGUAGAUGUGGGUCCUGUUGUAUACUUUACAAGCAGCAUUAAUAAAUGGAUGGAUAAGAUACCUUAAGAUUAGACACUUUAUGGUCUUAAAGGGUCUCAUAAUUAUAAAGUUUUUAAAGCAAAAAUGCCCUUUCUUGAAGUAAAAAACUUGAUGAAAACGUGAUUUGUUGGCAACUGAGCAUAAGAAAAUUAUUUUUAUGUUUUCUAGAGAGUAUAUUUGAAUUCAGAAGAUGGAAUUCUUUGGGAAACAGUAUACUUUAUUGUGUAAAUGUGAAUGUGUAGGGGCAUCGAAAGUCAGUGAGCAAAGUCCGGACUACUUAAGUGAUAAUUUUUUGCAGAGUGUAGUUUUUGUAAGCGGUCGGAAGAAAGCUCAUUCCAAGGCCGACAUCCUGGCGGGGCUGAAGUAUUUUUUGUGCAACAGCUAGUCUUACGACCCUACUUAGGCAAAUGAAAAUACAUUUCAGAAUUUCGGUCUGCAUUUCCUGCGAUGACACAUCUGCUGUACUUCACAAUCUUGAGUUUUUCCAAGACGUCACUGGAUAUCUACCAGCCCCGUAUUCCACUGACCCCCUGCAAACGGUGCGAUUGAGGGUUGUAAUCACCAAUCUACGGAGAGUCAGGCUGCAGUGACUCCCCACUGUGACCUUUACGACAAUCGCAUGGGCGUAGACUUGCUGUUUAAUGGUAGGGGCGCUCACCGAUCGUUCUUACGGAACUCACUCGUUCCGUUGUGCUUUACAGGCUCUCUCUCGAGCCCAACCAGCAGCCGCACAGCGGCGCAUGAUAUAGGCAGAAGGCGUAUUACCGACAAAGACAAGGACGAGACUGAAUUGGCCAUUUCUGGCUCAUUAGCCGUGGUUGGGCUAGAGAGAGAACUCGUAAGGCACAACGGAACGAGUGAGUUCCGUAAGAACGAUCGAUGAGCGCCCCCUACCAUUGCAUAUUCCCGAUCGAAAGGGACAAGGCAACGGGCUCGUGGCCCCAGUGGUUAGAGGCGUGGACUUCUAACUAACAGGUCGAGAGUUCGAGCCUCGCGUGUUCCACACUUCGGGGUUGGGUAUGAAUGGCUGACGACGGCUAAUGAGCUAGAAAUGGCCAUUCCAGUCUCCCUUGUCUUUGUCGGUAAUAACAUACUACUUGCUGUUUAGCUUUAUCAGCCAAUGCGCCCGAACCUACCUUUCCGCCUUCCUGUUAGUACCUUAUUAUCGGCAGUUGGUGAACGAGGGAGGGGGAGUGCGGCAGAUGCUACGCAAGCCCACCCCAUCAUAAACUCACCCCCUUGGGCACGCAGAGGACGUCGGCACCUGCGACGGUCGAAAUUCUACAACGAUUACACUAAUGGAGACGCUGGAGAGUUUUCAAUGGCCUCAAUAAGGGGAUCGGUGAUAUCCGCGUCAGAGAUGCCAUAUCGUGCGGAGAAGCUAGGCAAGACUGACACACCCACUAGGAACGCUGGCCACAGCCUAUCGCCGAGUCUCACAACAACGCAAAUAUGGGCCGCAUCGGAAUUGCGUCCGCGAACGAGAUCUUUUCACUUGACUAGCGUCUUAUGUAGGCACUCGAUCUGCACAGUUCUUCACUUGUAUUUUGUUUGAAGUCAGACGAACGUCUGAAGAGUUGUGAUUGUAGCGGAUGCGGUCAAAGCGAUUUGCUGAAAACUGUCGUUAAGGGGCUAAUUGACAAACUUUCGGUCAACGCAGACUGACCUCGACCGAGUAAAAUGACCAGUACAGACCAUUGGGUUAAAAGGGAACUGGAUCAUAAGCCGGUAAAAUUUAUUGCUGCAAAAUCUGCACGUGAAAAUGAGUUGUAACUAGGUCAGGCCAGCUGUCUGAGAGAAUGCUAUAAGUGGAAUUUAUGACGUGAGUGCAAAAAAUCGUUUGAAAGAAGUCGAGGAAACCAUAGUCCGGGGGAUAUUUUUGAUGGUCCGAAUUUCGGCAAGAUGGAGGGCAGCCUGUACUUCAUUGUUAUGGUCUUUGGUGCGCCCCAAACGGACCACGUGGUAGAUGCGCUGGACCAACUCGGGGGCCAUGUUGGACUCUGGCAGGCGUUAUCGGCUUUGCGCACUGUAACAAAUGCCAACAUUUUGGGGAUGCGGUGGCAGACCCGGUUGCCGGCGUGUGUCGCGCACAUGGACCCUGCCAUCCCCCCACUGUUGUUGUUGUUAGUUAAAAACCUGGUUAUUUGCUGUGUGGAUCAGGGGGUGUGGAGUGGAACGCCAAGGUGCGGGCUCGACCGUGCCAUCCGCCUGCGCCCUCCCUCGCUUCCGGUCUUCUUGACUCUGUCUUGACACUGGGUCCAAGUGGGAGAGGAGGGGAGAGUGUGGUAGAUGCUGUGUAAGUCUACCAUCAUUAUAAACUAAAUUUUUGCACAAGUCACCGUCCCUACUCACACCCCGCUGUGGAGUACACGGCGGACAUCGUCGAAACCGACGGUCGAACUGCAGUUAUGGUCUUGGUGGGCGAUGCGGAAGAGGGAAGGCGAGUUCUAGGAUCAAUCUCUUUAUUCAGCCAACCUCACUAACACAAAGGUAAACUCGCAAAAAGCCUUAUUCGUUCGAUUCCUAACAACUCUAGAACAUUCUGGUUCCCGCCUUGCUGGUCGUCAAUUGGUUGUUUCCUGCGAGAGAACCCCCUCGUGAAGAAAUCCCGAAUCUUCGGUCGGCCAUUGAUUGGGCUGCACGCGCGAGUAAAGGCAUCUCAUGCUGAUUGGCUAGCUGAUCUUACGCGUACACUUCACAGUCGGCUUGGACUGCUGUGCCCUGCAUGUUCGCGUUUUCCUCUCGCUUUAAGUCGUGGUUCUAUUCUGUUUUCUUCUUCUCAUAACAACUACAACCACCCGUUUGCCAGGAAGUGUAAAGUUGUCUUCCAAAAGCCCAUUUGUCAUUUUUCUAUCCUUGUGAAAGGAUCUGAGGAUUCUGGAACUGGACUUUUGUCGCCAUCCAUUUUAUCGCGUUUUCGUUUAAAUUCUCCCUUCAUCCAAGCCCCUAUUGACCUGUACGAAUAAUUUGGCGUCGUCGGACUCAACUCCAGCCGAUCGAAAAUUUUCUAGUUUAUUGCAGUUUUCAACAAAUAGUCCCGUUCAUAAUGCCAGAUUAAUUUGCAAUAUCGUUAUUCCUCAAACGGGUCCUUUUACAGUCUCAGUGCUGUUAAACGACAAAGGACCGAGGACUAUACGACUCAUCACUCCGUAUCAUCACGACCAACGAGUGCUCACGCUUACAGGUACCUAUUCCCUCAGUUUGUACUAAACACAUACUUUCAAGCUCCUAGUAGUAUGCGUAUGUUUUUUCAAACUCAUUCUGCUGAUUAUUUUACUGACAGUAUGGAUUCCGCGUACGAUGAGCACAUUCUUACUAUUGGCCAACUUCAGGACGAUAUUAAGGCCCUAAAACGUCAGCUCCAGCUGAAGGAUGCCGAGCUGUUGAAGAAGAAUCAAACCAUUUCGGAUCUCAAGUCUGAGAUUCUCGAGAUGGAAACCAGUAGCCGCGAGCGUUUACUGAAGUAUCAAGAUUCAGCCGAAGACGAAAUAAACCGCCUAAAGGUAGGGGAAGCAAUCCGUUAAAAUAUGACGUAUUUUGCACGCCUUUGCAUAAUCACACAUUUUUUCUUAAAUUCUCUACAGGAGACUAUCCGCACACUACAGCGUGAGAAGGUCGAACUAAGCUCUCGAUCCAAAAAACGUAGGAUGGCCUAUCCCAAUCCCAGUUACACCCACUCUCCGCUUACACUGAGUCCCCUGCGGAUGCCUCCGAGCCCUCCUCCAAAACCGGCAAAAUUGCUUACCUCAGCCUCGACUCCCUCUCUUUUCCGUCGCCUCAACGAUGAAGGGGCCAGAGGCGACCACCGAAGGGAGGCCACCCCGACCUCCACGCCACCGGGCAGUCCGCAUACAGAGGGCACAGAAGACGCCGACUCCAAUGCCAGUUCACGUCCCAGACGGCACCGAGGUGUGCUAGAGGAGACGGAUGAAGCGGAGGGGGACUCAGCGGCUAACACUCCUGCUGGCGCCGUCGGGGAGGGGCAGGAUGCCACAGUUGCUGCUGCUGGUACCACUACCACUGCUCGCAGCGAGGGUGGUCCGACCUCUCCAAGCCUCUCAUCGAGUUCGGAGGGACUGUCUCCUGUGCCCCCUCGCAACGCAUAA